CCCGGCUCCGCGUUGCUCCCGGCCCCUGGCCCUCGGCCCUCGGCGCCCCGCCCGCCGGUCCUGCCCCGCCCGGAGCGGCGCGAGGACGGCCGAGCGCAGGUGCUGUCUGCAGGAGCCGUGGGGAGAGCCAUGCGCGGGAGCCUUUGACACCAUGAUGUCCGUCAGGCAAAGAAAAGGGGCCAAAGCCACAGAGGCGCCGGAAGAUGGCGGGGCCCAGCAGGAGACCGCGACGCUGGAACACACAUCACCGGCAGACGGUGGCACCAGGGAGAGAUUCUGGAAGACCCUGUCGCUCGCAGCCGGCGGGGCCGUGGCCCUCUGCGCUGGGGUGCUGACGGCCGUCUACCUGGCCACCCUGCACGAGAACGACCUGUGGUUUUCGAACAUUAAGGAGGUGGAGCGGGAGAUCUCCUUCCGGACCGAGUGCGGCCUGUACUACUCCUACUACAAGCAGAUGCUGCAGGCGCCCAGCCUCCUGCACGGUUUCCAUGGCUUAAUGCACGAUAACAAAACUGAAUCUAUGAGGACAAUUAACCUCCUUCAACGAAUGAAUAUUUACCAAGAGGUUUUCCUCAGCGUUCUAUAUAAAGUGCUGCCCAUACAGAACCGCGUGGAGCCUGUCUACUUCUACAUUUACACCUUGUUCGGGCUGCAGGCCGUGUACGUGGCCGCCCUCUACGUCACCAGCUGGCUCCUGAGCGGCACGUGGCUGGCGGGGCUGCUGGCCGCCUGCUGGUACGUCGCCAACAGACUCGACACCACCAGGGUGGAGUUCACCGUCCCGCUGCGGGAGAACUGGGCGCUGCCCUUCUUCGCGGUCCAGGUGGCGGCUGUCACGCACUUCCUGAGACCGAACCUGCGGCCUCUGUCUGAAAGGCUGACCCUUCUUGCCAUUUUCACGUCGACCUUUGUCUUCAGCCUGACGUGGCAGUUCAACCAGUUCACGAUGCUGCUGCAGGCACUGGGGCUGUUCGUCCUGGACUCCCUGGACAUGCUGCCGGCCCAGAAGGCGACACGGCUGUACGUGAUUCAGGUCGCGGCUUUGCUCCUGGUCUGCGCCCUUCAGUUCUUCAAUUCCAUGAUUCUUGGAUCGCUGCUUAUCAGCUUUAACCUCUCAGUGUUAACUGUGAGAAGGCUUCAGAAAAAUCUGAAAACUGGAAACUUCCUUACCAGGCUCAGGAAACUGUCACUACACGUACUUGCGGUCUUAUGUUUGACAUUUCUGCUCAAUAACAUCAUUAAGACGGUUCUCAGCCUGAAGUCGGAUGAACACAUAUUUAAGUUCCUGAAAGCGAAAUUCGGCUUCGGAGCAACAAGGGACUUCGAUGCCAACCUGUACCUGUGUGAAGAGGCCUUCGGCCUCCUGCCCCUGAACACCUUCGGGCGGCUGUCGGACACGCUGCUGCUCCACGCCCACGUGUUUGUCCUGGGCGUCACGGCGCCCACCGCGCUGGUGGCCGCGCUCCGCAACCUCAGGGGGUCCCCAGGCCAGCCCGCCCCGGGUCGGACGGGACCCGGCACCCUCCACCUGAGACCAGAGACUGCCUACCACCUAAUACACACCAUUUUGUUUGGAUUCUUGGCACUGAGCACCAUGAGGAUGAAGUACCUGUGGACGCCGCACCUGUGCGUGUUCGCAGCCUCCGGCCUGUGCAGCGCGGACGUGUGGGGGCCGCUCCUGAGGGCCGCCCGCCUGUACACCCCGGCGCGGAUGUGUGUAAUGCGGUAUUCAGUCCCGACGUUAAUACUGCUCUGUCUGUGCUAUAAGUUCUGGCCAGGAAUGAUGGAUGAGCUGUCCGAGUUGAGGGAAUUCUAUGACCCAGAUACAGUGGAGCUGAUGGACUGGAUUAACGCGAACACCCCGGGGACCGCAGUGUUUGCGGGGAGCAUGCAGCUGCUGGCGGGAGUCAAGCUGUGCACGGGCCGGACCCUCACCAACCACCCGCACUACGAGGACAGCGGCCUGCGAGCUCGGACCAAGGCGGUCUACCAGAUAUACGCGAAGAGGCCCCCGGAGGAGGUCCACGCCCUGCUGCGGGCCCUGGGCACCGACUACGUCAUCCUGGAGGACAGCAUCUGCUACGAGCGGAGGCACCAGCGGGGCUGCCGGCUGCGGGACCUGCUGGACGUGGCCAACGGACAUGUGAUGGACGGCCCCGGUGGGAACGACCCAGACCUGCGCCAGGCAGCCCACCCGCGCUUCUGCGAGGAGGUGAGGAGGGGCCUGCCGCCCUACGCGAAGCUCUUCACACGCGUCUUCCAGAACAAGACCUUCCACGUCUACAGGCUGGCCAGGGGCCCGUGACAGCCCCUGCUCCGUCCCCGGCGUCCAUGCGUGGCGCCCCGCGACGAGCCGCAGCAGACCGCGUGGCGCGUGGCGUUCGGAGGCCCGGAUGCGGACGCUGCCGCUCGGGCGCGGUCUUCAGGUGCCUGCCCAGCCGUCCCCUUCCUUGUUCUCGGCCUCCUCCCAGCGACCGAGGGUUCCGUGGCCGGGGACAGCCCGAGCAGCCCGCUUCACGCCGGGAGCCCACAGCCUGGGCAGGGCCUGAAACCCUCUGGACUCGCCGCCGACUCGCGGCAGCGCCGGCCGCGGCGCGUUGUGGGCGCGGGACUACGUCGCUGACUGUCAUUUCACUAGUGAAGACCAGUUGGUGGCUUUUUAAAAGUUCUUUAUUGCCCAGUUUCACCUAGAAAUUUUAUAAUGUUUUCCAAUUAUCAUGCUUUUAAUAUUUCAAACAAAAUCAUGUUAGGUCUUUGUAACUAAAUGCGCUCUGUCUGAAAUGUACUGUGUGGCGCACGUCAUGCACUGCGUGUGCCUGUGCGUGUUCCUGCUGGACGCGGGAGAAUUUCAGGGUCCACACCGCAGGUCUAGAGGGCGGAGCUCUGUGUGUGCUCGUGUGUGGUCGCUGUUCAGUGUUGCCAUUUUAACACCUGUGAUUCCAUUUAACUGAUCCUGCGAGAAAGGUCACAUCUCUUUAUUUCUUACUUGUUUAAACGGACUGGGUUUGCAAAAUUUUGUAAACGUUUUGUUUUUAGCCUUUGUAUUUUUUACAGCCUAGAACCUUGCAAAAUCGGAAUAUUUUUAAAAUAUCGUACCUUCACGAACGCGUUAGCACAGUAUUUUUGGCAGGGAGCAUCCUCCGACCAAGCCCGGCCGUGGUCUCACUGUGAGGGCCUGGCGCUGGGCUUCUGGUCGCCCAAACCCAGAGCCCACCCUCCUGCCUGCUUGUCAACGACCAGAGCGUUCUGUGCGCCCGCCCCAAAGGCCUGACGGUUGCCUUCGUAAGUAAUUCCUAAGGACGGGGACGUGUGAAAGUUGCUGGUAAAAGCACGUGGUGCGUUUGGUUAAAGUCACGAUGGCUGAGGAGCUCAGCCUUCCGCCCGGAGGGCCCCGCAGCUGCAGGAAGUGAAUUACCGCUGCGCCGGUGGCUUUGAGCGGUCACUACUCACCAAGCAGUGUUCUGCAGCAGGCUGGACAGGCCUUUGGACUUGAGGGUACUCGGCUUUUAUCAAAACUUAUUUAAAUAAAAACUGGCAGCA
Molecule: messenger RNA, 3540 nt
Organism: Pteronotus mesoamericanus
Lineage: Eukaryota; Metazoa; Chordata; Mammalia; Chiroptera; Mormoopidae
Gene: DPY19L3
Product: dpy-19 like C-mannosyltransferase 3
Exons: 19
Coding region: 152-2305 (717 amino acids)
Cellular component (GO): nuclear inner membrane
Molecular function (GO): mannosyltransferase activity
Source: RefSeq, a predicted model, not a curated record